Prorocentrum cordatum is the source of this 584-nucleotide messenger RNA. Lineage: Eukaryota; Dinophyceae; Prorocentrales; Prorocentraceae. The record is from the annotation of a GenBank genome assembly.
UUGGCCCAAGUGCUUGCCAUCCAUUCCGCCAAUUGCUACAUAACGCCCCACUUUGAGCCCUGCGCAGCCUGGCAAUGGCGCGCGUGCUGGCGGCGAUGCUGAUGGCGCUCGCCUUCGUGCAAGGCGGCGCCGUUGACUCGGAGGAGGAUCGCCCCAAGGGCGCCCGCAGGCGGGCCCGUGAGCGCGCGCUCGCGACGCAGACCGAUGAGGACGUGGCCAAGACUGGCUGCGCCCAGCUCGGUGGCGACAAGUGGUUCUCGGAUGCGCACGGCGAGCUGUUCCAGGUGAAGCAGGACCACUGCUCGAUCACCUUCGCGCUGAAGACCAAGAGCGGUGCCAUUGUCGAGAAGCGCGGCGUAGUCAGGGGCGCCAAGGUGCUGAUGGAGCCGCCCUUCCCCGAGGGCACGGUGCUGGGCUCGAGCGUCAAGUUCGAGAACGGCGCCACGUGGGAGCGCAAGUGGUGAGCGCCUCGCCAGAUCGCCGAGCCCAGAUCCAGCGGGGGCAUGCCUAGAGCUCCCCAAGAAGUUUGCGAGAGACUCGUUGAACAAAACAUGUAGCUUGCACCCCGUAGCUUUCACCUCCAG